This is a messenger RNA of Frieseomelitta varia, 4061 nucleotides long. RefSeq lists its product as uncharacterized. The record is from RefSeq and is a predicted model, not a curated record. Gene Ontology annotation, biological process: protein deubiquitination. NCBI's taxonomy places the organism in Eukaryota, Metazoa, Arthropoda, Insecta, Hymenoptera, Apidae. Gene Ontology annotation, molecular function: cysteine-type deubiquitinase activity. The coding region runs from base 481 to 3639 and encodes 1052 amino acids. The transcript is spliced from 14 exons.
ACUUUUCAUAAAACAGAACUAGAAACUUUCAUCAAUUAAACGUAAAAUGCAAUAUUAGGCGCGCAAAUGUAAUUUCCCUAGUAAGCAGGAAGUACCUACAUUAUAAAUUGAAAAAUGUGCUGACUUCCUGAAGCGCUGUAAGUAAAUCUUCCUUUUCUAACGUAUCCAUUGACCAUGCCGUUUACUGCAAUGGCGGUAUAGAUAUUUCACGAAGAAGAAAGUGGAUUUUCUGCAAUGAUGAUUACGAUUUGAGUGGGCAAGGUCUAGUUGUACUUUUAUAGACUAUAGAAUUCAGUUUCUUCCAUAUUGAUCAGUGUACUAGCCAAUAUAACAUAAUCUUACUUAUAAAAAACAAAAAAAUCCAGUUAUUGAUAAUAAUUGUUCCUCAAGGAGUUUACCGGCUUACAAGAAUAGGACACCAAAAAAUUCGCGGUAAUCCUUCCCGACGUCUUAGGUAACACUUGGUAUUUUACUAUCUGAAUGGACAAUAAGGUGGAUGUCUCAGAAGUAGAAAAUAUUUCAAUGAUUGGAUCGUCUGAAAUUUUUUAUCUGCCUGAAGUUGCAGAGAUAUCAGAGGUGUUAGAUUCUACUGGUCUUAGCCCUUUGACAUCUUCUUUAGAUCAUACUCUAACUCUCCAGGAGGAUAAACUGCUUUCAUCAGAAGUUAAUAUGGGCAUAGAAGAUACAUGGACUGAAGCAAAUAGUUCUACAUCAGAUUAUGCUAUUCCACUUCCACCACCACCAGGUUUAAAUGAUUUCACAGAUGUUGGUGCAGAUCCUAUUGGAGAUAGCGGAACUGGUAUAGAGUAUGGUCCAUUUUUACCUCCCGGUACUCCAGCUCUAAAUAAUUUGUUUUCAGAAGGUGGAGAUUCUCAAGAUGAUUCUCCAAUGGAAGAUGUAGUUUUACGUGCUGGAGUAUGUGGGCUUCGUAAUCUUGGUAAUACUUGCUUUAUGGCUGCUGGUUUGCAAUGUUUAACUGCAACACCACCCGUCCUGCGACAUUUUUUGGAUUUGCAGCAGAGGGGGGAAAAACUACCUCCUCCAGGAUCAUUGAUGGCACAUUUUAGUGUACUCCUUGGCAAAAUGUGGUCUGGCAAAUAUAGUGUUCUUAGGCCUACUGAGUUUAAACAAACGUUAGGAGCGUAUCAUUCACAAUUUAAAGACUAUAGACAGCAUGAUUGUCAAGAAUUUCUUGCACUUUUACUGGAUUCCUUACAUGAACAAAUGAAUACAGCAAAGUGUACAAAAAAUUGUCAAACUCCAUCAUCUACAACCACUGCCAACUCUAUUAAUUCAAUUGAGAAUUCAAACGGGAAAACCAUGUCCCCAGUCACUGCCACUAGUAAUUCCAAUUGUAAUACGGAUUUAUUGGAAAUGUAUGAUUGUUUACCAUCACCAGAAUGUCCAAAUAGCCCUAAUGUUACAAUGGCAGGCUCACCAAGAGAUUUAGGUUCGCCGAUAGGUGAAUUAGAUAGUAUUGCAAAUUCGCCACGAGGAUCGCCUUUAAAUGAUGGCGAUGACGACGAAGAGACACUUGAUUCUGAUGAAACUGUCGAAGCAAAGUCAAACACGUUUAUUCACAAUGUAGUCGAUGAGAAAAAAAAUGAAGUUACGCCUUCAUUAAGGCUAGAAACAUUAAUCGAACUUUCGAAAAAUGUUCCAAAAUAUCACGGUCUUUAUGAUAUUCAUAAAGAAGCAAAAACUAGUAAUGCAAAUUUUUUGGUAACACAACAAGAAUGUAACAACGAGAUUCAUUACGAUUCUCAAAAGUUUCCAAAAGAAAAUGUUCGUAGAAUGCCUUUAGACAAUUCAAAUUUAAUGGAAAAUCAUGAUUUUGACAAUAAAAGUGUCAGUAUCAAAAGAAUAAAAGAAGUCAAUGUUCAAAAAGUCAAUUGUGGUGUAGAUUAUACAUCAAGUGGUUCUGAUAUGGAGUAUGAUAAUGGCUUAGAGAAAUGUAAUGUAAAACGGAUGAGAUUGGAUGAUCAAGAGAAAAAUCAUAAACGUGAUGGCCAGGGAAGCAUUAGCUCUCACUGUACGCGAAUCUCACAAAGUUAUGGGAAUGGUGCUAUAGAAGCACAAGAUGAACUCGAGGCCGACAAACAUUGGGCAAAACAUUUAAAAUCUAAUAGAAGUAUUAUUGUUGAUACUUUCCAGGGACAGUUUAAAAGCAAGGUUGUUUGCGCAGUAUGUGAUCAUGUUUCUGUUACGUAUGAACCUUUCAUGUAUUUAUCAGUACCGCUACCUCAUGCGAUGGAGAGGCAAUUAAACGUUACAUAUGUUCCCGCAAACGGAGAUCAACCAAUAAGGUGCGUUGUUUCAUUAAACAAACAAUCACGCAUUGGAAAACUGAAGGAGGAGCUAUUAAAAACACUUGGCAAAGAAAAUAUUGCAGUAGCAAAUAUUGCACUUGCUGAAGUUUUAGAAAAUCAUAUAUCAAAGAUACUGGAUGACAAUACACUCUUGAGACACAUCAAUGAUACAAAUCGAUCUAUAUAUGCCUUUGAACUCACGGAACCUCCUGAUGCGUACACUUCAGUACCAGAUGGUGGUGGAGAUCGCGUGACGGAGACUGAUUCCUGUCAAAAAUGUACAGUGACGGGUGAAGAAAUUCCAUGUACAAUUUGUCUCGAAGAAUUGGACGGAGAUUUGAAAAGGCACAGCGGGAACAGUUGCAAUUUUGUUAUGUGUGAUACUUGUAUCGAGAAUUACUUCAAAAAUCAAACGGAACCGCAAAUGUGUCCAAUGUGUUCAACUUAUAUGACUGCAUCGUCCUUUAUUAAAAUAGAUCAGACAGGCAGACCGAGACCUGCAGUUAGGAUAUUAAAUGUACCAUUGGUCUUGCGACAUGAUACGACGAACGAGACGACAAACAACCGUAAAGGAACAAAACUUUUUGGGUAUCCGCAUUUAGUAAGAUUACCUUCGAGAGUAAACGCGAAAGAUUUGUACGAUAUUGUAAGAAAGAAUGUAUCACAAGAAGGGAAUUAUACACUUCAUUUUGUUACAGGACAGGGGCAUCAUUGUUCUCGUUGCAUGUAUACUACACAUUGUACAGGGUGCAGUGUACCUGAAACGGGUAUGGUAAUCUUGUGUAAUGGCGAUACUUUAGCUGUACGUUACACAGAACAGGUUCCUAAGAUCGCAUCCCCUAUCGAUCAUGUUAGCGUCAGCAAACAAAGGCCUCAUCAUCCCUUAUCUUUAUAUGAUUGUCUUCAAGCAUUUAGUCAAAGCGAAACAUUAGAUGAACACAAUCCGUGGUUUUGUCCAAAAUGUGAACGAAAUCGGUGUGCCACAAAAACGCUCACAGUUCAUAGAUAUCCCAAGUUCCUCAUAGUGUAUUUGAAACGAUUCGUAUUUUAUGAAUGUACUAGUAUGAAAUUGGACGAUAAAGUUACAUUUCCUUUGGUCGGUUUAAGUGUUGGGCAACACUUGUACGAUCUUUACGCGUGUGUUUGUCAUUUCGGAGGGGUUUCAGCUGGUCACUAUACCGCAUACGCGAAAAAUCCUCGCACCGAUAUGUGGUACUACUACAAUGAUGAAAUUACUAGCAGACAAAAACCACAGGAGGAAGAUUUUAGCAACGCAUAUAUACUUUUUUACAGUCGGCAAGGGACCAAUUUAAAAUCGUGUAAUAUAUAACCAGUGCUGGAACAAAGAAACUGGCAAACAGGCAGUGCCAGUGAGAUAAAAAGUGUGAGAAACAGAAUAGAAUAUAGGAAAUCAAGAGAAGAGUUUAUAAGGUGUUGCGUUUAUAUGUUGAUCGAACUGCGUCAUACUGAAUGGGAAACUGCUCAGAAAUUUCUCGAUCUAUUUUCCUAAUAAUUCGUUCAUGAUCUGUCUCUGUGUCUCUUUUCCUUUCUUACACUAUUGUCGCUGUUAAAUUCGUAGUGAAUAUCUUACAACGUGAUGUACACGUGUAAAUUCAUUGACUGUCGAGUAUUGUGGAUUGGUACAUUUUAUCAAUGACCGUUUACUGAGUUGGAAGGUAUGUUGUUACCAGAUUAUUAAUGAUGUUUAACAUGAAAAGAGCAGUUGGGUAAGAAAAAGUUAAUAAUUUGGAA